GUGCCACUUUCAGGUCUCCUCACACUGCUGGUGUGUUCCAUUUUUUGUCAUAGGGUGCUGGCAGAUUACGGGCCUCCCAUUGCUGCUGCCAGGCCCGUAAUCUGCCAUGGGCCCCUGUACCGCCUCCUCAUGCUGCUGCCAGGUCCAGAGUGUCUCAUGGGUCCCUGUACGGCCUCCCAUUGCUGCUGUCUCCAUCGCCACACUCUGCCAUGUGCCACUUUCAGGUCUCCUCACACUGCUGGUGGGUUCCAUUUUGUCAUAGGGUGCUGUAUGGCCUCCCAUUGCUGCUGCCUCCACCGCCACACUGUGGCUCCACACUCUGGUUUUGGCCCCGUGACUGCCCAAAUGAGUGAAGUGUGCGGUGAUUCUAAGAUCAACGGCACUCAUCUGCAUGUCAUACUG
This is a messenger RNA of Staurois parvus, 402 nucleotides long. Lineage: Eukaryota; Metazoa; Chordata; Amphibia; Anura; Ranidae. The record is from the annotation of a GenBank genome assembly.